Purpureocillium takamizusanense is the source of this 1251-nucleotide messenger RNA. RefSeq lists its product as uncharacterized. The coding region runs from base 1 to 1251 and encodes 416 amino acids. Lineage: Eukaryota; Fungi; Ascomycota; Sordariomycetes; Hypocreales; Ophiocordycipitaceae. The transcript has a single exon. The record is from RefSeq and is a predicted model, not a curated record.
AUGACCCUCGCAGAGGUCAUCAACGAAGGCCUCCCCCGCGCCGCAUGGUCCACCAUUGCAACCCGUCCGGCUGGACCAGCCCGCCUCUCCCUCGCCUACACACUGCUGCUAUGCCAAACGCUCCUCGGUUUCAUCCUCGCCCUCGUACUGGUCUCUUCGUCUCAUUCCUUUACCGACGCCUUCGUUCCGGAGCUCGCUCGCGCAAAGAGCAUCACGUACGUCCGCAUUAGCAGCUUCUCCGCCUUGAGCUCCGCCGUAGAGGCAGCCGUUGCGGCAGCGUCGCGAGCGCUUGACCAGCCAGACGUGCCCCUCAUCCUCAGCUCCGCAAAAUUCGCCAUCAACAUUAUCCUCGACCUCCUCUUGAUCUCGACCUUCCAUGUGACACCCCAUGAUCCGACCGUGGAGAUGCAGGCGGGCAUACAGCUCACCUGUAACAUGGUCGCUGCUCUCCUUGGCAUUCUCUACUUUGUCGUUACGAAUGCUUCGAGCGGGAAGGACAACGGCAUCUCAAGCGAGAGCGCCGCGCCGCGUUACACGGCGCUCAAGAUUCUCAUUCGCCCUGGAUUAAUCACGUUUGCUGAAUCCGCCGUCCGCAACGUGCUCUACCUCUGGCUCGUUAGUACAAUAGUGUCCCUUGGCUCCACGUACGCCACUGCCUGGGGCGUCUUCAACACCAUCCGCUGGGGCCUCGUCAUGGUCCCCGUUUCGGCCCUCGAGGCUACGACGCUGGCUUUCGUGGGCCAUGCCUGGGGUCGCUGCAGGCGCCAAACACCUUACUCCCGCAUGUCGUUCUCCUCGCUGUGCGGCGUUGUCCAACCUGCCCUGAUAUCCGUAGGUCUGGCGCUCGCAUUCGAGAUUCCGCUCUGCGUCGGCUUGUCAGCGGCCGGCUCACGCGCGUUUGCACGGUACCUCAGCGGCAGCGAUGCCGUAGCCAAAGUCACAGAGCAUAUGUGGCGGUCCCUGGACUGGUGCUAUGUUUUGUACGCCGUGUCGACGCAACUGGCUGCUAUAUUGCUCGCAACUAGACCGAAGUGGUACUUGUGGCAGAGCCUGGCGAGCAACAUCCUGUACGUGCUGCCGUGGGCCAUCGUUUGCCAAGCAGUGCGCUUGGACGAAGGCAAUGCCUGGACAUAUCACGCUCUGGUCUUUGGGGGCAGCCUCGUGUUUAGCUUCAUCUGCGUGCCCGUUGUCGUUGGCUUGUGGGGGUGGUUGCUAUGGAGUGGACGGACUCGCCUGCCGCCCCUCAGGUAG